Drosophila elegans is the source of this 2304-nucleotide messenger RNA. RefSeq names its product putative metabolite transport protein HI_1104. Gene Ontology annotation, molecular function: transmembrane transporter activity. Gene Ontology annotation, biological process: transmembrane transport. The transcript is spliced from 3 exons. Lineage: Eukaryota; Metazoa; Arthropoda; Insecta; Diptera; Drosophilidae. Gene Ontology annotation, cellular component: membrane. The record is from RefSeq and is a predicted model, not a curated record. The coding region runs from base 257 to 1864 and encodes 535 amino acids.
GUCGUCUGUUGACUGUCGCAUGUCGUGUCGCGCUAUCUUCGCUGAUGCUGCAAAGAUAUUGAAAUAAAUAUUAAACGCCUUGACAGUACUCAAUUGCUCGCCGACGCGUGCUUGUGUGCAAUUAAUUAAUUUAAAUCCAUCGAGGGGUACAGUUUUUUUCUGUGUCAGUGCCAAAGCCAUCGAUCGAUCGUCGAACGAAGAAAAGAAUUGCAAUUGCAGCAGCUCGACAGAGUGGGAAAGUUCAACGGCCAUCAAGAUGAUACCGAUUCUCGACAAACUGAGCGGGUUCUACAACUCCUACGUGCUGGCCCUCCUCACCAUCGGCUACAUCCUGGGCGAGCUGGGUCACUAUCUCAUUGGCGUGACCUCCAAGCAGACGGCCAUUGAGUUGGACUACGGUGAUCAUGCCUGCCAGCAGAACACAUCGAUGUUCAAUCGUCACGAGCUGCCCACGCAGUGCUCGGCGGUUGGAAACGAGUCCAGCUGCUAUGCCCUCGACUUCAAUGGCACUGGCUACUGUGAGUGGAACUACAAUGGCCUGGGCAUCGACUACCAGAUCCUAGCCGGUCCCACCUUCAUACUGAUCUUCACCAUUGCGGGCGUCUUCAUGGGCUUCGCGGCCGACAAGUACAAUCGCGUCAAGAUGCUGACCGUGUGCACGGUGAUCUUCGGCAUUGCCAUGAUCCUGCAGGGCACUGUCAAGGAGUACUGGCAAUUGGUGCUGCUUCGCAUGGUGAUGGCAGCUGGCGAGUCCGGAUGCAAUCCCCUGGCCACGGGCAUCAUGUCCGACAUCUUUCCGGAGGAUAAGCGCGCGCUGGUCAUGGCCAUCUUCAAUUGGGGCAUUUACGGAGGCUAUGGCAUCGCCUUCCCCGUCGGUCGGUACAUCACCAAACUGAACUUCUGGAAUCUGGGAUGGCGCGUUUGCUACUUGGGCGCGGGUGUGCUCACGGUGAUUAUAGCCGCCUUGACGGGAACCACCCUGCGGGAACCGGAGCGCAAGGCCAUUGGCGACGGCGACCGACAGACGGCGAGCGGAAAGCCGGUGAGCCUGUGGCAGGUGAUCAAGAGUCCGGCAAUGAUCAUGCUGAUGAUUGCCGCCUCCAUUCGUCACUGCGGUGGCAUGACCUUUGCGUACAACGCCGAUCUCUACUACAACUCGUACUUCCCCGAUGUCGACCUGGGCUGGUGGCUGUUUGGGGUCACCAUUGGCAUUGGCAGCGUGGGCGUGGUCGUCGGCGGCAUUGUAUCGGACAAAAUUGUGGCCAAGAUGGGCAUUCGAUCGCGUGCCUUUGUAUUGGCCAUCAGUCAGCUGAUUGCCACACUGCCGGCCUUCGGAUCGGUCUACUUCGAUCCGCUGUGGGCCAUGAUCACGCUGGGAAUGAGCUACUUCUUUGCCGAGAUGUGGUUCGGCAUUGUGUUCGCCAUUGUGGUGGAGAUCGUCCCGCUGCGUGUCCGCUCCUCAACUAUUGGCGUCUUCCUGUUCGUGAUGAACAACAUUGGGGGCAACCUGCCCAUUCUGGUGGAUCCAGUGGCCAAGGUUUUGGGCUACCGCGGAUCGAUUAUGAUCUUUUAUGCUGGCUUCUACGGCAUCAGUUCCAUUCUCUUCUUCAUCACCUGCUUCCUGCUGGAAGGCAAGCCCGAUGAGGCGGAGGAGCUAGAGUCGCCAAAGACCCAUCCGAAUGCCGUGCUCAAUGCGCGUCACAUGCACGGACACGACAACUCCGUGUUCUCCGUGGACGAGACCCUGCCCUCCAAUGGCCGUCCCGCCCAGCUGCCCCAGCACCUGCAGAUGUCCAGCAACGGAUACGACAAGGCACAGCCUUCUCCGGUGCGACAGAACGGCGCCGAGAGCAGUAGACUAUAGUUUAGUUUAAAGUCCGAAAUGUGUGUUUUUUUUUUAUUAAUUACUAUUACGGAAUUUUUAAUUCGUUUGGGGCGUUAUGACACUGGCCUGAAAUUCGGCUAAAUGACUGGAUUUAUUGAGUGCUAAUAAUUGAAAUAGUACAUUAUUCAGUCAAGCUGUGCUUUAACCCAAAAAGCAGUUUUAUUUUGACAGUUGUUUGGGUUCUGCUUCACCAACCUCGAGCAUUCCAAAAGAUUUACUAGCUGCAUUUUGGGCAAGUGUCAUAACACCUUUGAACUUAGUCCUAAGUUGGGAAAGUGUGGGAGGACGAAAUGGAGCACUAUCCUUGCCCUGGUUCCCUCACACACUGUCUUUUUAGCGCGAUAAUUGUGUACUUAAAUCUGCAGGCGAUGACAAGUGUACAACUUUAAUAAAGUGCUGUUUUGUUAAUAUCAAAUUUA